Molecule: messenger RNA, 1719 nt
Organism: Penicillium oxalicum
Lineage: Eukaryota; Fungi; Ascomycota; Eurotiomycetes; Eurotiales; Aspergillaceae
Product: phosphoribosylaminoimidazole carboxylase ADE2
Exons: 4
Coding region: 1-1719 (572 amino acids)
Biological process (GO): 'de novo' IMP biosynthetic process
Molecular function (GO): phosphoribosylaminoimidazole carboxylase activity; ATP binding; metal ion binding
Source: RefSeq, a predicted model, not a curated record
AUGUGGAACGAUCGAAAAGUCGGCAUUCUCGGUGGCGGUCAGCUUGGCCGCAUGCUGGUGGAGUCCUGCAAUCGUCUGAACAUCCAGGCAAAUGUUCUAGACGCGGAGAACUCCCCGGCCAAGCAGAUCAGCUUCCACGAUGGACAUGUGACGGGCUCUUUCAAGGAGCGCGAGGCUGUCCGUCAACUGGCCAAGUCUUGCGAUGUGAUGACCGCCGAAAUUGAACAUGUCGACACGUAUGCUCUCGAAGAGGUCGCCUCCGAAGUCCAAGUUGAACCCAGCUGGCAAGCCAUCCGAACCAUCCAGAACAAAUUCAACCAGAAAGAGCACCUGCGCCAGUAUGGAAUUCCGAUGGCGGAUCACCGCGAGCUGGUGAAGAACACACAGGAGGAAUUAGCGGAGAUUGGAGAACAAUUGGGCUACCCCAUGAUGUUGAAGUCCAAGACUAUGGCAUAUGACGGGCGUGGUAAUUUCCGCGUGAACUCAAAAGCCGACAUUCCUGAAGCUCUGGAAGCUCUCAAGGAUCGGCCGCUGUAUGCAGAGAAGUGGGCCUAUUUCAAGAUGGAGCUGGCGGUCAUGGUUAUCAAGACCAAGGACGAAGUUCUCUCUUACCCAACCGUGGAGACUGUGCAAGAGGACUCAAUAUGCAAACUGGUGUACGCACCAGCCCGGAAUGUGUCCAACAAGAUCAAUGAAGAAGCUCAAGCUCUCGCUCGCAAGGCUGUUGCUGCCUUCGAGGGCAAGGGCGCUUUCGGCGUCGAGAUGUUCCUGCUCGAAGAUGACAGCCUCAUGCUGUGUGAAAUCGCCAGCCGCAUCCAUAACUCUGGCCACUACACCAUCGAAGGCUGCGCGCUGUCUCAAUUCGAUAGCCACAUUCGCGCCAUCUUGGAUCUGCCCAUCCCCGCCAAGAGUCUUGAGAUCCGUCAGCCUUCCAUCAUGCUGAACAUUAUCGGAGGCUCCGCUCCCGACACCCACCUCAAGGCUGCCGAGGCCGCUCUUUCCAUUCCCAAUGCGGCGAUCCACCUCUACAGCAAGGGUGCCGCUAAGCCCGGUCGUAAGAUGGGCCACAUCACUGUCACCGCUGCCACCAUGCACGAGGCCGAGACCAUGAUUCAGCCGUUGAUUGAUGUUGUUGACAAUAUUCGUGCCCAGCGCACCGAUAUCAAGACCAAGGCUCAGCCCUCUGGCCCCUCGAAGCCUGCGCCUCAAGUGGCCGUCGUCAUGGGCUCUGACAGCGACCUCAAGACCUUGGUGCCUGGUCUUAAGCUCCUGGAAAGCUACUUUGGUAUUGUACCCGCCGUUGAGAUUACCUCUGCGCACCGCACACCCGACUACAUGGCCAAGUAUGCUGCUGAAGCUGCGUCUCGCGGGAUCAAGGUCAUCAUUGCCGCUGCCGGUGGUGCCGCUCAUCUGCCCGGUAUGGCAGCGGCACACACUGCCUUGCCUGUGAUCGGUGUCCCCGUCAAGGGAAGCUCGCUCGAUGGUGUGGACAGUCUCUAUAGCAUUGUUCAGAUGCCUCGUGGCGUCCCCGUUGCCACCGUGGGUAUCAACAACAGUAUCAAUGCCGCCCUCCUGGCUGCCCGCAUUGUUGGAGCUUUCGAUCCUUCCAUCCAGCAAAAGGUCGAGGCAUAUGCCGAGGAGGCUCGUGCCGAGAACAUGGAAAAGAAGGGAACCAAGUUGCGCGAGUUGGGAUGGGAGAAGUACUUUGAACAAAUGUAA